Iphiclides podalirius (scarce swallowtail) is the source of this 2043-nucleotide messenger RNA. The record is from the annotation of a GenBank genome assembly. NCBI's taxonomy places the organism in Eukaryota, Metazoa, Arthropoda, Insecta, Lepidoptera, Papilionidae.
AUGCCGGCGCUCCGGCUGCUCGGGCGCAAAUGGCUGGCGGCCUCCGACGAUCUCGUAUUCCCAAGUAUCUUCGAGCUACUAUUCCGAUUCGUUUGGCUGGUCUUAAUUGCGUUGGUCGUGGAAGUCCUCAUUCCAAUAACGUGGAAAUGUCAAACCGAGGGUUGGCACGGUGGGGCUUUCGUGCGGCUUUAUCUUUGUGGUACGCUUGCGCUUCAAGCGGUGCUGAUGCUAUUAUUGGCAGCCCUGGCGCAACAGUCAGCCAAAGGCACCAUAACUGACGUCGACGCGAGAAAGAUGGUCGCUCCGUUGCUGCUUUUAAAGGUUUUGUUGGUGUUACCCGAAAUAGCAUUAAAUGUAAUGGGAACAAUGUGGAUGUUCUGCGAAGUUAUCGAGUGCUCGGUGAAUGACAAAUUCUCCAGCAUAGUAAUACAGAGUAUUGUACUUUUCAACUGGGUCCAGCUGGCGCUCACGGUUUUCGGGCUUUUCAUGGUGUUCGAUCCGUUGGGGUCAGUGAACUACGACGACAUGCAAGACACGCCGAAUCAAGCUAGACACCACAGAAAGGUAACAGGCCUGUGGUCGAGAAGGUUCCGAUGGGCCUUUUGCUGGCUGAAGAGGGACGAGCACGGCAAAGAGGCGUUCCAACAAGUAGCAGCUCUGCUCAGCGCUCUGUUCAGGUCGACGGACCUUGUGCCGUCAGACGUCGUGGCUGGCUGCGUGCUCCUAAGGGUGCGUCAGAAGCGGGAGACGAGGGAAAUGCGCCGGAUACAGAUGUUGAACGACGAAGAGCCCAUAUACACCACGGACGUGAACAAAGUUUUCUCGGAGACGCCCCCUUGGAUGAACCUGGAGGACGCUCUGCACUACCUCAGGCUAUCAAUUGCGGCGUACGGUUGGCCCUACGUGCUUUAUCGCCACUGUUUUACCGGAUUUUGCAAACUCGCCAAACAUCUGACGUGUUGCUGCUGUCGGCCUAAAAACUCAAUCGUAACGGACGACAAUUGCUGCCUUUGCCACUUCGCCGGCGUCAAGUACAUGUCAAAGCUCUCGGCGGACGAUAUAAUCUUUGCCUCCUUCAAUAAUCGCGUCUUUGAACUUCCUUUCUGCGUUAUAGCGGACCAUGAUCGGGAGAGCAUUGUCGUAGCUGUGCGGGGGUCUAUAUCUUUGAGGGACAUUUUCACUGAUUUCACCGCCGGUUCGGAAAAGUUCGAGGCCGAUGGAUUGCCAGAGGAUACGGCAGCCCACAAGGGCAUGUCAAUGGGUGCCGCAAAAAUGUUAAGGCGUCUUAUGCCAGUUCUGGACCGCGCGUUCCAGCAAUUUCCACAUUACGACCUUGUGCUCACAGGUCAUAGUCUUGGAGCUGGUGUGGCGGUGUUGGUGGCGCUGAAAUUAAGACCGAGAUAUCCCCAUCUAAAAGUAUUUGCGUUCUCAACACCAGCGGGCUUAAUUAGUCGCGAGGCAGCACGGUUCACUGAGAGCUUCGUGCUCACUAUUGGGGUCGGUGAUGACCUGGUGAUGCGUCUUAGCGUGCACAGUAUAGAGAACCUGCGUACCAAAGUCAUACAGACCAUACACGCUACGAAACUGCCUAAGUAUCGGAUAAUGCUGAACGGUUUCGGCUACGCGCUGUUCGGCGUGCCGGCGCGGGACCUGGAGUCCACGUGGCGCCGCCCCGAGGAGCUGGAGGCGAACAACUCGGACGACUCCGACGCGCUGCUAGUGCAGGGCGUCUCCACCGAAGCCGCGCUAGUGUCAAGAAAUGUCUUCGCGAGGCGGUUUUCAACUGCGCGCCUUUUUACAGCUGGCCGAAUCCUGCACAUCGUGCGACGCAAACGCAUGGGAAUAGAAAAGAAUGAAGCUGACGAGGCAAGAAAAGUGCGUACACAGGAGCCGACGUAUGAAAUGAGGUGGGCCUGCCCCGAGGACUUUAUGGAGUUGCAAGUGAUGCCGCGUAUGCUACUCGACCAUCUACCGGAAAAUGUUCAUCGUACAAUGCAGACGAUCAUGGACGAGAAACACACGUAUCGAGUCACUCAAGUCGUG